AUGAGCGUUGAACAAUAUCAGAAAGAAGAAGAAGGACAAAAGCAACAACAACAACAGUUUUUCAAGAGGUGUCAAGAAUGCUACAACUUGAUUGUUCAAUUUCAAAACGAUACCUUACCUAGUGGCCUUGUACCGUCAAGGCACGAGGGAUACCAGUACGAUCCGGAGUUGCGAAAAUCCGUGAAGGCCAAGAUACAACUCAGUAUGCAAAGGUUAGACGAGUCUAUUAGUCACCAUGGGUUGAAAGAGAUAGCCAUUUCAUACAAUGGAGGCAAAGAUUGUUUAGUCAUGUUGAUUUUACUCAUGGCAACAAUUUACAAGAAAUAUAUAUCUACUACAAAUGAGAUGGGAUCUCAUGAUAUACAUAAAAUACCAGCAGACUAUAAACUAGACUCAAUCUAUGUCAAUUCCGAAACUCCGUUCCCUGAAUUAGCUGAGUUCAUUAACGAGUCUACUGAAUAUUACCACUUAAAUCCAAUCAUAAUUAAAGAUUCUAUGAAACACGGUUUUGAACAUUAUUUAUCUAAUAUCAACACAAAUAUCAAAUCAGUUAUAAUUGGUAUUAGAUUCACCGAUCCAUUCGGCGAGAACUUGGUAAAGGAGCAGUACACUGAUCACAACUGGCCAAAGUUCCUAAGAAUACACCCAAUACUUGAUUGGAAAUAUGUUGAGAUUUGGGACUUUCUCAUUGGCACCAAUGUUGAAUACUGUAAACUAUAUGACAAAGGAUACACGAGCCUUGGUGGAGUUGAGAAUACAAUUCCAAAUCCAAAGUUAAAGCUCCCCAGGAGCGAGGAAUAUUUACCAGCUUAUAGAUUGAGAGACAAUGCCGAUACUCUCGAAAGGCUAGGAAGGAUUAAGAAAGAAGAAUGGAAGCAAAGCGAGUUUCAUACAUCCUCAAAAUCAACAACCACACAUUAA
Messenger RNA from Lodderomyces oxycetoniae, 921 nucleotides. It is a transcript of the gene FAD1, whose product is annotated as FMN adenylyltransferase. Gene Ontology annotation, molecular function: FMN adenylyltransferase activity. The coding region runs from base 1 to 921 and encodes 306 amino acids. The transcript is spliced from 2 exons. The record is from RefSeq and is a predicted model, not a curated record. Gene Ontology annotation, biological process: FAD biosynthetic process. NCBI's taxonomy places the organism in Eukaryota, Fungi, Ascomycota, Pichiomycetes, Serinales, Debaryomycetaceae.